Molecule: messenger RNA, 2623 nt
Organism: Sphaerulina musiva SO2202
Lineage: Eukaryota; Fungi; Ascomycota; Dothideomycetes; Mycosphaerellales; Mycosphaerellaceae
Product: glycoside hydrolase family 72 protein
Exons: 4
Coding region: 219-1595 (458 amino acids)
Biological process (GO): fungal-type cell wall (1->3)-beta-D-glucan biosynthetic process
Cellular component (GO): fungal-type cell wall; cytoplasm
Molecular function (GO): 1,3-beta-glucanosyltransferase activity
Source: RefSeq, a predicted model, not a curated record
GCCAUCUUCUUUCUGGCAGCGUAGAGCCUUCCCACCACUACACCUUUCACCUAAUUCCCUUUUGCCUCUCACUCGUUCUCGAGGCUCAUUCUUCCACUCGUUUCCCGUUUCCUCUUCCCAACAACACCCACCCACCCACCGUCGACACGAACCGCAUUCUUGACAUUCGAAAGAAUAUUUCUCACCACCUCCCCAAUCACACCACCAUUACACGCACCAUGAAGGGAGCCAUUGCACUCGCAGCGGCUUCGUUCGCACUGGCCAACGCUGCCAGUGCACCAAACAAGCUUGUGGCUCGCGCGUCAAAAAGCAGCUCUGGAAGCUUGCCAGCAGUGACCGUGAAGGGCAAUGCCUUCUUCGCCGGUGACCAGCGCUUUUACAUUCGUGGCGUGGACUACCAGCCAGGUGGUUCUUCUGGAGCCACGGACCCAAUUGCAGACACCGACACCUGCCAGAGAGAUAUUGCCGAGUUCAAGAAGUUGGGUGUCAACACCAUUCGUGUUUACACUGUUGACAACACCGCAAACCAUGACACGUGCAUGAGCGCGUUGGCAGAUGCUGGCAUCUACCUCGCCUUGGACGUCAACUCACCAAAGUACUCGAUCAACCGAGACAAGCCAGCAGCAUCGUACAACCCCACGUACCUGCAAUCAGUUUUCGCCACGAUUGAUGCUUUCGCCAAGUACGACAACACUCUUCUUUUCUUCUCUGGAAACGAGGUUAUCAAUGCCGAUAACAACACCAACUGCGCUCCUUACAUCAAGGCCGUCACUCGCGACAUGAAGCAAUAUAUUGGUAGCAUGGGCUACCGUGCCAUUCCUGUUGGUUAUUCUGCUGCUGAUGUGGAAAGCAACCGAUACGACAUGGCACAGUACAUGAAUUGCGGAACCGAUGAUCAGCGCAGUGACUUUUAUGCAUUCAACGACUACUCUUGGUGUGACCCAUCUUCCUUCACUACAUCUGGAUGGAGUCAAAAGGUCGAGCAAUACGGCAACUACAGCAUCCCACUAUUCCUGUCUGAAUACGGAUGCAUCACCAACCAGAGAAAGUUUGAGGAAGUCGCCGCUCUGUAUAGCGACAAGAUGACCAGCGUCUACUCCGGCGGUCUCGUGUACGAGUACUCGGAGGAGGGUAGUGGGUACGGUCUUGUAAAGAUUUCUGGCAACAGUGUCUCGGAGACCGACGACUUCACCGCACUCGCCGAUGCAUUCAGCAAGACUCCUGCACCAUCUGGUGACGGUGGCUACCAGUCCAACCUUGCCAAGUCAGAGUGCCCAUCUCAGAGCAAGACCUGGGAAGUUGAGGACUUCACUGGCCAGGAUCUGCCAGCCAUUCCAGAAGAAGCCGCGAAGUACAUGACGAGCGGUGCAGGCAAAGGACCAGGUCUCUCUGGCCCUGGUUCACAAGACGCUGGUGGCGCCUCUACUGGUACUGCUACUCCCGGAUCAGGAAGCGUCACCGCCACUGCGUCUGCCGCGGCUUCAUCAUCCGGUGCCGCUAGUUCGCUCAUCAUGGGUGAAGUCGGCAUGGCACCCUUCCUCUGCACUGGUGUUGUCAUGAUGUGCACCUUGUUGGGCGCUGGUUUGAUGAUGUAAGGAGUCGUAGAUUAAUAUACGUGUGUGUAUAAUGGAGCGACCGAAUUCUCUGUGUCUCUUGGAGUUGUAUGGUGACAAAGGAAGGCACAAGUUAUGAUGGGUUGGAUUUGUAGUAUCCGAAAGCAAGGUGUUUGAUAAUGCUAUUCACUAUUCACGUUGUCUCUCUUGAAGCAUGAUGCUGUCUUGCUAUCAUCAAUCAGUUCCAGUGGUGUCGUGAGUUCCAUGUUCAUGUAUGCAGGAAUGCUUUUGUCUGUACAAAGCUCAUUAUAUAUAAUCCAUCUUUAACAUCAUCAUCAUCAUCAUCACACCCUCGCCUUGAGAGGCGCCAACUCAAAGGUAUGCCAGAAAUCUCUCGAGUCGUAACAUCUUCCGAGAACUUCCAUACUUCUGGGCAAAGCCAAUACAUUCUCCUCCCACAUUAAUUCGGAUACCCAUUUGGCCUGUUUACUUGGCUGUUUCUCUCUCUCCUCCUCCUCCCCAUUCGUCUCUCCUUGCUGCUGCUGCUGCUGCUGCUUCUGCUCUUCUUCCUGAUCCGCCCAUCCCACAAACAACUCCCACCAAUCAUAGACCAAGCCAUCCGUCAGCAUCCACCUCUGACCCCUCGCACGAUCCCAUUUCCCCAACACGGCCAGCACGCCUCUCGCCACAUCCACUCCAUGCACGAGAUGUAAAGAUUUCUUAUUUCGUACAUCAUCCUUUUGCGGAGCCACUCGAUUGACCCAUUUGCGCGGAUUCCGCUCUUUGCCACCGUGCAAACCUGCGAGAUUGAGAACGCUGCCGCCGAGUCGGAGGAGUUCGUCUUCGGCUUGGGCGCGCUUGUUCGACGUGUCGUAGGGCGAGGCGCGGGUGGUCCAGAUGGAGGGUUGAGGAAUUCCUUGCCAGAUUCCUGUGGAGCCGAGUUGGAUGAAGUGGGGUUGUGAUGGUGGGGAGGAGGAGGAGGAGGAGUGGUGGGCUUUGGUGUAGCCGGUUACGAGGAGGGAGGUUUGGGAGGUGGAGGUUAGAGGGAAAGUGAUUAGGACGGAUUUUGC